AUCCCCAUGAUCUAUGACAGUGAGUCACAGUGACGUGUACUAGAUGAGGGGUUGGAAGGAGCAAUAAUAGACCAUUGGCCCCUUGUUGAUAUUUAGGGACAAACUCCUCCCUUCAAAAUAAACCAAUCCAGAACACAUUAACUAUCAAUCACAGCCUAUCCAUUGAACUUAGGACAGUGCAGAACAUAGCUACAUUUUCAACAAGCCUUACUAGCAAGGGAAUCAUUAUCAAUUCCAGGUCUCACAAACGUAUUUGCCCGUCACACAGUGUGGAGGAGUCCUCUUUGCAGAAUGAGCAGCAUGUCUCAGGAGAUCUUGGCCUUUUUACUAAGCACUUCGGGAUGGGUGCUGGUGUCUUCCACCUUGCCGAUGGAAUAUUGGGAGGUAUCUUCAAAUGAUGGAUCAGUAAUCACCACAGCUACAUUCUAUUCCAACCUUUGGAAGACCUGCGUCAUCGAUUCAACUGGAGUCUCUAACUGCAAAGACUUUCCCUCGUUGCUGGCACUGAAUGGCUACAUCCAAGCAUGCAGGGGAUUGAUGAUUGCAGCCGUCUGUCUGGGUUUUUUUGCUUCUAUAUUUGCCCUUGUUGGAAUGAAAUGCACCAAACUUGGAGGAACUGACAACAAAAAAGCUAGUAUUGCCUGCUUGGCAGGUGUAAUUUUCCUUCUAAGUGGCCUCUGCUCACUUUCAGCGUGCUCCCUCUAUGCACACCGGAUAACAACAGAGUUUUUUGACCCAAUGUUUUAUGACCAGAAGUAUGAACUGGGAGCUGCGCUUUUUAUUGGCUGGGCAGGUUCAAUCCUCUGUAUCCUCGGAGGCAGCAUCUUCUGCUUCUCCAUAACAGGAUCUUUUAACACAAGCCAUAGUCGAGCAAACUAUGUCUACAAAGGUGCUGUCUCACGUUCUCAUAUCUCCUCCCACCCAAGAGGGCGGGCACAGUCCGUGAACCAGAGGCCGCCUCCUGACUGCAGCAACUCCUCCAGGAUUCAGCACUUUGAUAAGAAUGUGUAUGUGUGAGGUAUGUAAAUAUAAAACAU
Molecule: messenger RNA, 1037 nt
Organism: Etheostoma spectabile (orangethroat darter)
Lineage: Eukaryota; Metazoa; Chordata; Actinopteri; Perciformes; Percidae
Product: claudin-10
Exons: 5
Coding region: 292-1017 (241 amino acids)
Cellular component (GO): membrane; bicellular tight junction
Molecular function (GO): structural molecule activity
Source: RefSeq, a predicted model, not a curated record